Molecule: messenger RNA, 1235 nt
Organism: Lasiosphaeria miniovina
Lineage: Eukaryota; Fungi; Ascomycota; Sordariomycetes; Sordariales; Lasiosphaeriaceae
Exons: 2
Coding region: 235-798 (187 amino acids)
Source: RefSeq, a predicted model, not a curated record
UGUCACACCCGGGAGUGCACUUCGCAGAUGGUCUGGCUCUUGGACUUGUUCAGGGGCAGACCGCGGCCGGCUCUAAACAUGGAAACACUUAACCACAUCUUUAGCGCCGACACGUCCAUAUUGUGGGUGCGGAGCAUUGAAAUGUUCAAAACAUUUACUCUGAGAUACAUGGUUGCUCUAUUUGCCUAGUCACUGGUUUUGCCUCCCUUCUUCACGUCCGUACCUUGUUCGUCAAUGACGGACGAUCUUACCUCAGAAAUCAUCCCUCUAGCCGUCCCGUACUUGCCCAUUGCUAAUAUCAGCUUGGCGCACAAUAUUUCGUACUCACCGGAUCACUUGGGCGACCGUCCCAGGUUCAAAAAUAACGUGACUAAGGACUUCGGCGGCCCCAGGACCCAAGUAACUCUCUUGACAACCGCAACCUCGGCGGGGCGAAUGCUCGCUAUCCAGCCUCCCUCGAACAUAUCAUCUUACACCAUCAACUUCUACGGUCCAGCUGUGAGAUGCUUCAAGGCCGACGCGAAGACGCAAUCCACUAUUCAGUUCCUAUUUGAAAAAAAGCAAACAAGCUGGAUAGUUCGAGGGGCCAGGCCAACUAAAACUGCCUACUAUGCUUUCGCGCCCUCUUUGACGACCAGGGAAAUAUUACCCCCCUGGAUGGUGUCCGGUACUAGGCUUCCAUCAACACCACCAACGAGGUCUGGAUGGUCUUUGAGCGGUACGAUAUGGCUACCUCAGAUUGUCAGUACAGCAGUCAGUACCAAGUGUGUAAGCUCUUCAAUGCUACAUACGACCUAAGCCUUUCGUGGGAGAAUGGAUUCCCAAAUAUCACUGGGUCAGCAACGCUCCUAUCACUCGAUCCAAUCACUUAUCCGACUGAUCAGUUCCCGGCCGUUUCAGACAUGGUCAAGCACGCCUACUCCGCCUUUUUCUGGGCAUUAGCAGACCAAGUAACGGGCCGGUUUAACUGGUAUCAAGAUGACGCCGCCACCCCACCGAGGCAGUUUGGUGGAAUCCAGUCUCCCAUUCAGCAUAACGUCCUCCUGGGGAGCUCGGACCUCAACGUCUUCUUCGACUACAACGAGGACCCAGGCGCGUGCCACUUCGAUCUGGCUGCCUUGAACUUACAGCGACAGAAUGGCAUCAAGCUAGCCGGAGGAAGACCGUUGGAUGAGCUAAUUGAGGAGUUGUCUUUUAACAUGACUGUUAGCUUGAUGCACAACGACUCAUUGACG